This is a messenger RNA of Babesia ovata, 1674 nucleotides long. RefSeq names its product RNA methylase. The transcript is spliced from 2 exons. Gene Ontology annotation, molecular function: RNA binding; rRNA (guanine-N2-)-methyltransferase activity; rRNA (guanine-N7-)-methyltransferase activity. Lineage: Eukaryota; Apicomplexa; Aconoidasida; Piroplasmida; Babesiidae. The record is from RefSeq and is a predicted model, not a curated record. The coding region runs from base 1 to 1674 and encodes 557 amino acids.
AUGAGCAGCCAUUGGCAGAAACCGUAUCGCCUUUUUGCUAGAUGCGUACGAGGUAUCGAGGGAGCAUUGGCAAAUGAACUCGAAUCAUUGGGCUUUCCCAGGCAUUGCCUGAUUAAGGAUCGUUCCGGCGUGACCGUUGAGGAAGGCUCGUUGCGCAGGCUUUACUUCUUGUCCUACUUCUCGAGGUUGUGCAAUGGAGUGUUUGUUGAGGCCGCAUCAUUUCCGUUGAAAGACAAGGCUGCCUUCACGGAUAGUUGCGCUGCCAUAACGUGGCCUAACUUCAUUCGGACCAACGGCUCAUUUUUAGUGGAAUCGCACAUAUCUGAAAGCAGCGGGUUCCUACAUUGCGGCCGAUACGCUUCGCAAUUGGUCAAGGAUGGCGUGUCGCAUCAUUUCGGCCGCAGCCUGGGGAUGCCAACGCCGUCGGUAUCGUUCAGCGACCCAGAUGUGAAAGUGUUACUCCACGUCGGUAGAGGUGAAGCUAGGGUUCUAGUUGAUGCCGUAGGCGCUUCCACGUCAGCUCGCAGCUACCGUUACAAGCCUGCCAUCAGCGACAUCGACCCCACGGUGGCAGUGGCACUCCUGCAUGACAUCGGUUUCGCCUCCCACCAUCCGAGUUGUUCCGACCUGAAUGACUACGAACGCCUCUGUACAGGUGGUGUUGAGGAUGGAGUUGCCUCGGGUCAUUCAAUCGAACACCCAAUGGAUGACGCCUCUCCAUGCCAUUCAUCGGCAACAACAUUGAAAUCCCCUUGCGAGCCCCUCAGUGAUGGCAGUAAUAUCGCAUCUAAAGGAGCCGAACCUGAUACAGGCGCUUAUAAAUCUCCGAUUCCAAGCAAAUAUCUAUUUAGUGAAUCUACAGCACCCGCUUAUGGCAAUGUGGUCGACUUGUUUUGCGGCUGCGGCACAGUUUUGAUCGAAGCGGCCAUGAUGGCAGCUCGCAUAGCGCCGGGCUCGCUUUGGCCAAGCAUCAGCUUUCGGAAAUUCGGUGUAUACGAUGAUGCAUCGUUUAGGCGCCUGCAGAAAUAUGCAGCCGGAAUCAAGUUGUCCAAGGACUCCGAAGCUUACCAGUCGCUGCUCGGCAGUUUUGUGGGCAUCGAAUCCUGCUGGGAAAAGGUAGAAGCGUGCCUCUACUCUGCUGAACGCGCCGGAGUGCUCGAUCUACUACGGAUAACUCAGAGCGACUAUUUGAAGGACGGUUUGUACACCGCCCACCGCAGCCGCAAAGAGAGCGAGCGGUGGCGGUACCUCAUAGCGCAGCUACCGCGACUGAAGUGCAAAUUUAGCGACGUACCUGACCAUUCGGGAGACGUAGCCGUUGACAGCACUUCCAACAGAAAGAGGCCCGGUGAUACAAACUCGUUGCCACCAGUGACUGACCGCCGUACGAGAAAUACGCGGCCCACCCAAAAUAGAAAAGCGCAACGGAGUUCUUCAGCAGUCUCUGCACUAGAUCCGCUUCGAUAUUGCAAGCUAGUGCACAACAUAUCCAAAUUUAAGCAGAGGUUUUUCGAAGAUGAUGCCAGGUGCCUGCUGGUUGCACCCUCAAUGUUGCAUCUGCCGAACAUGGAGACCGCCCACGGUGGUCCGUUGCAUGGCGGCAGGGCGUUCGUAAAGUCCGGAGUGCCAUCAAUGGCCUACCACAGCCAUCGGGAAGAUGUCACCAACAAGUGA